Messenger RNA from Syngnathus typhle (broad-nosed pipefish), 2442 nucleotides. RefSeq names its product spermatogenesis associated 1 (gene spata1). Bases 751 to 2316 code for a protein of 521 amino acids. The record is from RefSeq and is a predicted model, not a curated record. The transcript has 12 exons. Lineage: Eukaryota; Metazoa; Chordata; Actinopteri; Syngnathiformes; Syngnathidae.
GAUGCUGAUUCGAUUUGUGUGAUAUAUUAUCAAAUAUCUUUCAUAAUGAUGGUGUAGUUGAAACAAUUCAGAGAUGUAUUGUUGUUUUUGAAGAGGAAUGUAUGCGUCACUAUAGUUUCAGGUAUUUUUGAACGCCACACUUGAACGUGGAAACUACAAUAGCUCCCUCUAGUGGCGUGGAUUAUUACAAUUGCACAAAAAAUGCAAUGCAACUGAGCUCAUCCUUCACUGUAUAUUAACAAAAUAGGAAGUAAAUUGAGAAACGUGCAGUAUUUAUUCUUGUUUUGAUACACUUAAAACCAGACAAAUGUCCUUUUCCUUCAGUUUGUAGCAACAAAACUGUGGUGGGAAGUACAACUACAUUGCUGUUGCCUGUACUUAAAUAUAUUUUUCAUUUAUUUGUACUUAAAGGUAUUUAUUUGUAUUACUUUUUUACGUUUACCCUGAGCAUUUGAAAACGUUGUAUUAGAAAGUACACUCCUAUUUUUUUGUGAUUUAUAAAAUAAGACCAAGGGAAAUCAAAUCAAAACCUUCCUCACUUAUGUGACCUUUUAACAGAAGUAUCUUUUAGGUAUAAGAGUGUGACUAGUUUUGCUAACUCUGCAACCAGAGCAACCGAUGCUGGCACUCUCAUAAAAGAAUCUCUAGUGUGUGUGGAAAGCCAUUCUCAUGUCAAGUCAACAAACAAGAGGCCCACGCCUCAGUCGGGUCAAACACAUCCUAAAAACUCUGUGAGGAGCUCAGUUGUGCAUGACUGCCCGGAUGAAGAUGGAGCUGCCGUGUGAAUCUGAUAAGAGACCAAUCAGUUGCAAGUUUGUGGAGCUCCAUGUUCUCUACGUACCAGACGACCAGUGGAAUGUGAAGCUGAACAAAGUUCCUUCAGAAGCCACGGAGAGUUUCAUAUCUGCAGGCUUCAUCAGGGUUUACCCUGAGGUCACCCUGAAAGCUCUGAGAAGUGAACUAGGGGAGCUUCUGGGCACAGACAGGAACGUGGACAAAUUUUCCUUCUUGAAAUGCGUGGGCCGUAGCUUGGCUAUGGUCAAAAGCAAACAGGAGAAGGAUAUAAAAGCCAAAACGUUCGCGCCACCGUAUGCCGCCCAGCCAGAGCUUUACCUGUUGCCCACAGUGGAGAACCAGAGCAGCCUUUCCUCCCAUUUGCUCAGCCCAGACACCAGCAGCAGCUCCCCAGACCCGCCGACCUACUACCCCCACAAGACGUGGGGCUCGCCAGCCGAGACAAAAGAGCCUGUGAAGUUCCCCCACAUCCCCCAAUCUUCCCACCAGCUUGUUCCCUCUUCUAGCUUGGAGGAGGAGGGAGAGCAUGAUGAAGUGCAGGGUUACAGUUCCUCAGAGGGAGAACAUGGUGGGAAGGAAGAAGGUAAUAAGAUUGAGUGGCAUGAGACGGGGGAGCGUGACAAGAGAAAGUCCAACAAUCAAGUUCAGAGUAAAGGCGGCUUGGCUCAGGUGAAGGAACAUCCCCAAGAGGAAGAACCAACAUGCAGAAAGAAGAAACUUCACCAGCAAGGAAGCAGAGCAGCCAAAGAUUCAGGAGCCGUGGAGUCGGUGGAGGAUGGAGAUUCAGACAGGCAUCUCGGAAAAUCACGAGAUUUAUUCACGUUUCAGUCGUUCAGGAGUAAAACAACCAGUGGGGUGGCGGAAAGCCCAGUUGUGCUAUCCCGACCCAUCCGCUGCACCUCCCCACCGCCUGGUUUAGACCUGACCAUGACAACCCAGAAACCCAUUAUUUCCGCCGUCAUCCCGUCUAAUAGAGAAGAACUUAUCGAGGAAAUCAAGUUGGUGAAGGAGGAAAGGAAACAAUUAGAAUGGAAAAGGCAGGAGUUGCUCAGGAAAGGCAAAGAUCUGUUGGCCCAGAACAGGCACCGCAGGAACCAAGCACGUGACAGCUGGAAAAAAAAGUAUUUUGAUACCAAGAAGGCCACUGGACCUUUGGAAGAUGCACUGAGGAAUGUGCGGCAAGAACUGGAGACAUUCUACGACAAGAUCCUGCAACAGCUCCAUGCCAGAGACAGAAGUAAGGCGCAAAAGCAAGGACAAGCCUCUGAAAAGAAUGAGCUCAUCAUCCAAAUCCUGACAGAGACCCACGACAUCGGCAACCUGAAAAGGAUGGUGGAAGAUGCCAAGAUGAAGCUGGUGACUGGGAUAAAGCUGAGGAAACAGGCUGCUACUGAACUGAGGGCACUGAAGGUGGAGCUGGCCCAGAAGAAGAGUCAGUCAGUCCGUCAGAGGCCUGCGGCGUCACUAAGCUUUGUGAACAGCACUCGAGACAAAACAAAAGUCCAAAACAGUUCCAACUAAGGAGGGCCUUUUUUAUUUUAUUUUUUACGGGAACACAUGGCAUAAAAAGUGAACACCAAAUGACAUUGAAAGUGUCAGCAAAAAAAAAAAGCAACAAUAAAGCCUGCAGUGCAAGUAUGCGUCUGA